This is a messenger RNA of Caenorhabditis sp. 36 PRJEB53466, 386 nucleotides long. The record is from the annotation of a GenBank genome assembly. Lineage: Eukaryota; Metazoa; Nematoda; Chromadorea; Rhabditida; Rhabditidae.
AUGCCACGCAGCUCAAAGUUCACGCGUGUCCCAGAGAGCGUCUUUGCACUCGUUUGUGCGACUUCCUGGAAAGGGUUUGAGGGAACUGCCUUUGGCAACUGUAUUCAUGAGCAUUCUCAAGCAGAACAGCAGCUCAACAAGUUACUACGAUCCGGAAUCGAAGGCUGCUCACGUGUUGUAGUUCACGACGUGUCAAGUAAUUUAAGUUUUUCUUUCGAGCUUUAUAUAUUUUUUCAGACGGUUGUGGAUCCAUGUACGAGGUGUUUGUCGAAGCAACGAGUUUCAAAGGAUUGUCAAAAGUUGCGCAACACAAAAUGAUUACUUCCUUGUUACGCGAGGAGAUAAAAGACAUGCACGGAUUGACUAUUCGGACAAAGGCUGCCUAA